GCGAUAUAAUAAUGGAAAAAAAAAGUAAAAUAUUUUUUUAAAAAAACCGCGACAGUUGGUAAUAUAGUUAUUACCAAAUGCUACCAACGUAAGCAAAAAACAGUAAAAAGGAUAAUAAAAAGUUGUUGCUAACAUGAAUUCAGCAAGUAAGGUAGGUGAAAUUUUCACUGCAGCUGGUGCAGCAUUCAAUAAAUUGGGAGAAUUAACAAUGCAAUUACAUCCUACUACGGAUUCACCAGCCGGUAAAUGGACUGAUGAGGAAAUUGAGAUGCUCUGUCACUCGGUUAAGACAUUUAGUGAAGAAUUAAACAAAAUUAGCGAACACAUCAAAUGCAGAACUGUAUCACAGAUUAGAACUACAUUAAAAAAGAAAGCUUUUGAAGAAGCAGGAGUUCCUAUUAGACAGCAACAAAUUUUACAAUCUCAACAACAAUCUAAUACACAGCAACAACAAGUUCAAAAAGUACAACAGGUUUCAGGAAAUCAAGGAUUAAUGGGUAAAUCAGCUGAAGUAACGUUGAAUAUGUUAAAUGCAUCGGAAUCUGAAGUUGAUGUUGAAGGAUUACCGGAGGAAUGUCAAGUUAAGCUUGAAUUUGAAGGAGCAACGGAAGAAGUUGCUUCCUAAUAUACAGAAUAUAAUCUAUUGUAUCCUUAAUGUUAAUUUAUUAUCUUCGUUUCAAUCCAUUUUAGGUUCAGAAAUUUUAUAACAAAAAAUAAAUUUAAAAAAAAAAUUAAAAAUUUUUAUUAAAAAAAAAAAAAA
Molecule: messenger RNA, 760 nt
Organism: Leptopilina boulardi
Lineage: Eukaryota; Metazoa; Arthropoda; Insecta; Hymenoptera; Figitidae
Product: chromatin complexes subunit BAP18
Exons: 4
Coding region: 134-625 (163 amino acids)
Cellular component (GO): MLL1 complex; NURF complex
Source: RefSeq, a predicted model, not a curated record